Aspergillus ochraceoroseus IBT 24754 is the source of this 462-nucleotide messenger RNA. RefSeq lists its product as uncharacterized. Lineage: Eukaryota; Fungi; Ascomycota; Eurotiomycetes; Eurotiales; Aspergillaceae. Bases 1 to 462 code for a protein of 153 amino acids. The transcript is spliced from 2 exons. The record is from RefSeq and is a predicted model, not a curated record.
AUGAUUCACCAAAUUUGCCAACACAGCGAUCUGGUGACCCUGAGAUCGACAUCCCAGACCCUGGGAUAUGGCUGUAGGAGGAUUAUUUGUCUGUGCCUAGGCCAGCUGCAGCCUAGGGAGGCACAAAAAAUCAAUGUCCAAGAUGACCGCGCGACAUUUGGAAACAGUCGACCAGUCCGAAAAUCCAAAUUAUACCUUCUUCACCGCAAAAUAAGACCGUCCUCGGCGGAAUCCAGUCUCGAGUCUCGACCACCACAGCUCGAAAAGAGGGCGCCAACCUUAAUGCAUGCUUCUCUUUUCCCUGGUCUGGAGCUGACCUCUUCUUCUUCUUCUUCUUCGUCCUCCUCCUCCCCGGUCACGGAUGAUAUUAUCACGACGGAUCUGUCAUCAUCGAGGCAUCAGUUGACUGGAAAAGUUUUCAGCGCAGUUGGACUCGGGGACUCCGAGCCAUUCACGCAGUAG